CCAGAACUAAACUGCUGCAUGCAGUGAAGUGAUCGGUCAUCAAGUCGGGCAGUGCACAGCUCACAGCUGCAGCAGACUCAGCAGAGCAGUCACUACCUAACCAUGGGUAUCACUGGUUGUUUAUUAAAACUUGACUGUGAUUGAGACUCCGAAAGAAGGAGCGAAGUGCCCUAACCAUUAUUGCUUGUCAAGCACCAAACAGUUAGCAGUCUGACGUCAACUGGCAGUCAUGAGGCUCUAGGGUUGUUAGCAGUGGUCAUCAGUGUUGCAAGUCUACCAGGAGGUCUUUUAGUAUAGCAUUAGCAGUCCAUAUUAUACCCAGCUGUAGCAGUCAAUAUAAUUCACUAUGGCCCUGGAAUCCAGGGAUGUGGUGUCUAUGGUGGCGACCAUUUCAACUCUAGCUCUGUUCUUGACAGGAAUACAAAUUUGUAUGAAGAUUCGACGACAGGGUAACACCAACAACAUCUCUGUCUUCCCAUUCGUAGCCAGUGAUGUUAGUUGUAUUCUGUGGUUGAAAUACGGGAUUCUACGACAGGAUGGGACGUUGAUUGUCGUCAACACAGUCGGAGUGAUACUACAAUCAAUUUACAUUCUUAUAUUCUACCUCAACUCAUACGAAAAGGACAGCCUCCAUAGGAAGAUGCUGUACAGUAGUUUACUAGUCUUCCCUGUGCUUGCCUACAUCAAGUUCUACGUCGAUGAGUUGGACACGGCAUUGUUUCAGCUCGGUCUCAUCUGCUCAUGUUGUUCCGUCGUCAUGUACGGAUCUCCUUUAAGUACAGUGGCGGAGGUAAUAAGAACCAAGAGCACAGCCUCCAUGGCCUUCAUGCUCUGCUUAGCUAACUUCUUGGUGUCGUUGGAGUGGGCGUUCUAUGGUUACAUUGUCAUGGAUAGCUUCAUCAAGGUACCAAAUAUCAUCGGUGCUCUGCUCGGCUCAAUACAACUUACACUGUUUUACUGCUAUUCGGGCUCACCGGGUGUUGGGCACCAGGCAGGAGGAUCCGUCAGUACUGUUUGAAGACGUCUGAACAUCCGGUAACUUAAUGAUGGAUUGUACAGUGACGUCAUUGACCACAAUCGUUGAUGAAACUUGCAUGCGUGCAUUGGCUGAGAGUCGCGCAUACACGCAUGCACUUUCCCAUUGUUAAUCAUCAGAUAUGGGCGUCGAUGAUGCUUUGUGCUAUCCAACCUUUCUCCAUUUCCAGUGGAGGUAAAAAAAAUACACGUUGAGAAAAUUUUCAAACUUGCCUUUGUUGUAACAGUAAACGGGAGAGUUUUUGUUUUCCUCUUUGCAUAUUGUGAUAUUUUAAAAAAAGUAUUAAAUGUACAGUCACACUUUUCUUCGGUCAACACUUUAUUGCUCUUCGUUUUUUCUUAGUGUUAGAGUGGUUGCUCAAAUUUACUAAGAUUUGCGGCUUAAAUUUGUGCUUAUGUAAAAAAGCUAUUAUUGUAACAAAGGUCACAUUUUUUGAAAACCAAGUAUGCACAAAUAUUUUGUAACUUAAAACAGAUGCCUUAUAGUAGCGCAAGAAAAGACUUUUUCAAUAUUUCCUGAUACAAACUGUUGCCAAGGCAUGUAACUAAUAAGUCAUUUAUGAAACAGUUGUGUUUUUGAGAUAUCAUUGCAAAUCCGGAGAGAAUAAUGUCCAAGCAGAAAACAUUAUCUCUUUUAGUAGGACUACAUAAUCUGGGAAGUGUUUGUGCAGUUACACUUCUCAGAUUCAAAUUUCAGUAAGUAAAUUUUUUUUCAUAGUGAGUUGUUCUUUCCAAAGCUGUGCACUGUAGAUUGACAGGUUAACAGAUUCAAAAAUCAGCAAAUUCAUGAUUUACAAAUCAGCCAAAUCUUUAUUCGUGAGCUAUGCAAAUGUGCUGCACAUCCAUUUCCAUCAUUUAUUACCAGGAGAAAACUAAACAUGUACAGCAUUUUGUUUUUGUUUAAUUUUUUUCAAUAGUUAAAUUUGUUUACAAUAUUACUUUUGAGAAGGACCCCCAGAAAACAACAACAACAACAACAACAACAAUAACCACAAUUGUAUUUCAAUUCUAAAGAAGGCCAUGAGGCCCAACUCCAUAAAGCUUGUUAGCACAAUACUGCGCUUAGCACAGAUAACCCUCUGCUUACACUGCCAAACUGUAAUCAAGUUAAUAUUGUUGUAACAGGUAUCCUGCAUAUUUGCUAAUAAGAAAGGCGUUAAGUAUACAUUCCUUGCUUAGCAACUUCAUGAAAUUGGCCGUAGGACCUCAUCCUCAACCCCUCAUCUAGAGUUGGUUUUUGCAUAUUUCUGCGUAGUUUUUUUACAUGUUAUAUAUUUACAGAACGCCAUGCACUUGGCGUUUUUGUACCAUCAUUCGUGGCACGUGUUAAAAAACAAUUACAAUUCUACAUUAU
Molecule: messenger RNA, 2389 nt
Organism: Asterias rubens (European starfish)
Lineage: Eukaryota; Metazoa; Echinodermata; Asteroidea; Forcipulatida; Asteriidae
Product: sugar transporter SWEET1-like
Exons: 7
Coding region: 347-1018 (223 amino acids)
Biological process (GO): carbohydrate transport
Cellular component (GO): membrane
Molecular function (GO): sugar transmembrane transporter activity
Source: RefSeq, a predicted model, not a curated record